Molecule: messenger RNA, 1929 nt
Organism: Neopsephotus bourkii (Bourke's parrot)
Lineage: Eukaryota; Metazoa; Chordata; Aves; Psittaciformes; Psittacidae
Product: ovalbumin-like
Exons: 8
Coding region: 424-1584 (386 amino acids)
Biological process (GO): negative regulation of endopeptidase activity
Molecular function (GO): serine-type endopeptidase inhibitor activity
Source: RefSeq, a predicted model, not a curated record
UAGUUAUUGACAGACUGACUAAUAACUACUCGUUAUAUUUUCUAUCACCAAGGUUUUCACAUUUUUUGUUUUCACUAACAUCCCAGUACUUAGUUGCAAGUGAAGCUUAAAGGAACAUGAGCAUUGUUUCCUGCUCUUCAAUCCACAAAUCCUGAUGUAUUCUUGGAGAACACAUUGUUAUAUGGAAUAAAACCUAAUAUUUGCUAUCCCUUCAAUCAAAAAAGGGCCCAUUGAAACUAAAAUCUGACCUAAUCCCAUGAAAUUAUUUGUAUGUUGUCAAAGGUCAAACUUCUGAAGAGCAGCAGCGGGUAGGUCACUAUUCAGAAUUGUAUAAAUUCCCAAGGGCUCAGCCAGUCUCCACAUACAGCUAGAAAGCUGUAUUGCCUUUGGUGCUGAAGCUCAAAAGGCAAUACUGGUUUCACAAUGGGAUCCAUAGGUGCAGCAAGCACAGAAUUUUGUAUUGAUGUAUUCAGGGAGCUGAGAGUCCAGCAUGUCAACAAGAGCAUCUUCUACUCACCCCUGAGCAUCGUUUCAGCUCUGUCCAUGGUCUACCUAGGUGCAAGAGAAAACACCAGGGCUCAGAUAGAUCAGGUUGUUCCCUUUGAUAAAAUCACCGGGUUUGGAGACACUGUUGAACCUCAGUGCGGCUCAUCUCUAAGCGCCCACAAUUCACUUAAAAACGUGUUCACUCAAAUCACCCAAACAAAAGACAAUUAUUCGCUCAACCUUGCCAGUAGACUUUAUGCUGAAGAGUCAUACCCAAUCCUACCGGAAUACUUACAAUGUGUGAAGGAACUAUAUAAUGGAGGCUUGGAAACUGUCAGCUUUCAAACAGCUGCAGAUCAAGCCAGAGAGCUCAUCAAUUCUUGGGUUGAAAACCAGACUAACGGAAUGAUCAAAAAUAUCCUUCAGCCGAGCUCUGUGGAUCCCCAGACUGAAAUGGUCCUUGUCAAUGCCAUUUACUUCAAAGGACUGUGGGAGAAAGCAUUUAAGGAUGAAGAAACCCAGAUAGUGCCUUUCAGAAUUACUGAGCAAGAAAACAUACCCGUGAAGAUGAUGUAUCAGUUUGGUUCAUUUAAAGUGGCAGUGGUGGCUUCUGAGAAAAUUAAGAUCCUGGAGCUUCCAUAUGCCAGUGGGCAGCUGAGCAUGCUGGUUCUGUUGCCUGAUGAAGUCUCUGGCUUGGAGCAGCUUGAGAAUGCAAUCACCUUUGAAAAACUUAUGGAAUGGACCAGUUCUGAUUUAAUGGAAGAGAGGAAAAUAAAAGUGUUCUUCCCACGUGUGAAGAUUGAGGAAAAAUAUAACCUCACAGCUGUCUUAGUGGCCUUGGGUAUAACUGACCUGUUCAGCUCAUCAGCCAAUCUCUCUGGCAUCUCUGCAGCAGAGAACCUGAAGAUGUCUAAAGCUGUCCAUGAGGCAUCUGUAGAAAUCUAUGAAGCAGGCAGUGAGGUGGGAGGCUCAUCAGAAGCUGGGAUAGAUGUUGCAAGUGACUCUGAAGAGUUUAGGGCUGACCACCCUUUCCUCUUCUUGAUCAAGCACAACCCAACAAACAGCAUCCUCUUCUUUGGCAGAUGCUUUUCCCCUUAAAGCAAAGAAAGCUGAAAGAAUUUCUGUCCCUCACAGCAAGACCCAAAGCACUGCAGUAUCAAGGGUAAAAAGAAAUGCAUACUCUCUCUUUCACCCAUAUUUUCUGAAACCAGAAGCUUUUCUUUAUUCAGAAAAAAGAAAAAAGCUAAAUCAGAGAAAUUAUGCCAAGAAAACAGAGGCCCUUUGCCUUUCCUUUCUGCAAGUAAUAUUAUCUACUCAUAGAUGAAGAGUUAAGUGAAUGAAAUUUGGACCCAAAGAAAGAAUGAGAAUGAACAGAGAUGUUUGUGGUGCAAGUUAACAGUAGUAGUGCCAAAUCAUCACACUGAAACAACACAGCCACAAUUU